AUGAUACCGCUAUCCAGGCCUCAGAAAUCGAAAAACCCUUGCUCAAUAUGUGUCAAGCGGAAGGUCAAGUGUGAUCGUGGAGUUCCAUGUUCAAAUUGCAGGAAGAGAGGCGAAGAGGAGAGUUGCACGGCAUCUUACCGCGUAAGGCUGAACAAAGCCGGCAGUGACCUUGCAGAAUAUAAAGUGGAGUUCUUACAACUUUGGUAUGCCUAUAGAUUUUGGGUUUUCGAUUACGGGCUAUUACAGAAGGGCAAUACAUGUUGGAGUCUUAAAGGGCAACAGCAAGAAAACAGGUAUAAUUGGAAACUAGACAAUGAGCGAGCCGAUUUAUGGAUUGGCCGACUGAAUUCUACGAUGUCCUUCAAACUUCUGGACUUUGCGGUGGAGAAACUUGGGGGUCUUUUUUUUGGAAUCCUAGGCGAUGUAAGCGAGCUGUACAUGGAACUUGAAGAAUACUGGACCCGCAUGGAGGAUCCCGAACAACUGUCCUCGCCUGACAAUUAUCUUUGGGAUGCAGUUCUAUGGUCUAUUUUCACCUUGACGGUGUACUAUAUUCCACUUGAGACAUUGGAGACUAUCAUAUCGGAUUCGGAAUCCACACAAUUUUCGGAGGCGGUGUUGGAAGAAGCACUCUCGGAAACCAAGAGAGCUGAAAUUUUUAGCAAUUUCACCAAUGUUGUUCGUCAAUUACUGCAGAGGGCCAAUUUUCUAGAAGUUCCUAACGUGAAAACCAUUCAAACGUAUUUGAUUUUGGCUUGUACAUCAAUCUGUAGCCAAAACCUCAAUUUCGCGAACAGUCUCCUUACGCACUGCCUACACCUAGCCAAGUGCUUGCAGAUAGAUCUCUUCCGACCUUUAGUUGCGGACGCAAGUGACGUGAGGCUCAUAAAGCUAAGCUGUGAAAAACUAUGGUAUCGUUUGAGCGCUCAUGACUUUUGGCAAUCUGGCCUCAACAAGCCUAUAUCGAUACACGAAACUAACAGCUCUUUACUCAACCACGCUGCCUUCUUGAUGGACAAACCCAACGUGGACGUGUACCGAAGUGAAGACACUUUUGAGGCUCUCGUUUGGAAGGUCACUUCUUUGGACCGCGACCUGGACAAGUACUUCGGGACUCAAACUAAGCCGCCGCUGAAGACUCUUGAUGCAGUCCAAAGACAGUUAGACAUAUUUCUCCGAAAAUCAGAAGCUUUCGCCGAGGAUAGCUCUACUACCGCUCAUGGCGAAAAAUUCAUCAUCACAUUCUUGCUGAAUGCCGUCAAUUGGAAAUUAAACAAUAUGGUAUAUUCUUAUUAUGACCAGGAUGCUGGCUGGGCUAAGUUAUGCCAAUGCACAACACUCAUGAUCGCUCAGGUUUUGCACAACGAAAAGAUUGGGAUGGCAUAUUUAAAUAAGAUACCGAUCGUUCUGCCGGCUCUCGUGACAACCCUUGGCUUCCAUUCUAUGUCUUUUAUUUUUGACGAAUCCUCCCUCAAUGAACAGCUGGCAAUGGAUCUCAUGGAAGUUUGUCAACAAGAACACCUGAAGUCGAACGGCAUAUUACGAGCUGCAUCAAGCAUAUCCCAACGGCUUAGAGAGCUUAGAAGGUUGUGGCGCAAUGUACGCGUAGUGGACGACGGAAACACACUCAACCAUCCGGUCUUCAGAAUCUUGCUAGAUGAUAUAAGAAUGAUGCAAGACGAUAGUAAAAGAUUGCAUCGCAUAUUUUUAAAGCCGGAAGGGAUGGAACCAAAAGUCAGAGAUAACGAAGAAGAAGAAGCUCAAAGUGAAGAGUUCAUGAGGGUCGUUAGAAAUUUUGAGAGCGCUUUCGAUCUACAAAUUAUUCUCUCGUAG
Messenger RNA from Lachancea dasiensis, 1833 nucleotides. The record is from the annotation of a GenBank genome assembly. Lineage: Eukaryota; Fungi; Ascomycota; Saccharomycetes; Saccharomycetales; Saccharomycetaceae.